Capra hircus (goat) is the source of this 1477-nucleotide messenger RNA. RefSeq names its product leucine-rich repeat-containing protein 28. The record is from RefSeq and is a predicted model, not a curated record. NCBI's taxonomy places the organism in Eukaryota, Metazoa, Chordata, Mammalia, Artiodactyla, Bovidae. Gene Ontology annotation, molecular function: protein binding.
CGGGUUCAAGGUACAACUUAAAAAUAAUCAAUAGGGGCCCCGCCUGCCGAGCCCGGGCUAGCAGUCCGGCGCCCCUCAGCUCGGGAGUGCUGGCUCCGCCGGCAGAGAAAUGGACCAGUUUUGACAAGAUGUAGUACUGCAGCGUGCCUGAUGGAUUAUGUUCAGCCAUGGCAUCCGAACUUUGUAAGACGAUCUCUGUGGCAAGGCUGGAAAAGCACAAGAAUUUGUUCUUAAAUUACAGGAAUCUGCAGCAUUUCCCAUUGGAGUUACUGAAAGAUGAGGGACUACAGUACUUGGAGAGACUCUACAUGAAAAGGAACUCCCGUACAACCUUGCCAGAAAACCUUGCUCAGAAGCUUCCAAACCUUGUGGAACUGUAUCUUCACUCAAAUAACAUAGUUGUGGUUCCGGAAGCCGUUGGGUCCCUUGUAAAACUACAAUGUUUGGAUCUUAGUGACAAUGCCUUAGAAAUCGUUUGCCCAGAAAUUGGUCGUCUGAGAGCUUUACGUCAUCUUCGAUUAGCUAAUAACCAGCUGCAAUUCCUACCUCCAGAGGUUGGCGAUUUGAAGGAGCUGCAGACACUAGACAUUUCUACCAAUCGUUUGCUAACUUUACCCGAGAGGCUUCACCUGUGCCUUUCUCUGCAGUACCUCACUGUGGACCGAAAUCGUCUAUGCUGUGUGCCGCGCCACCUCUGCCAGCUGCCCAGCCUCAAUGAGCUCUCCAUGGCUGGAAACCGUCUGGCAUUUUUGCCACUUGAUUUAGGUCGAUCUCGAGGACUUCAAUAUGUGCACGUGGAUAACAACAUCCAUCUGAGCUUGCCACCCUUUCUGUACAACAAAGUCAUCGGGUGCAGUGGCUGUGGUGCUCCCAUUCAAGUUUCUGAGGUGAAGCUGCUUUCCUUUUCAUCCGGGCAACUAACCGUUUUCCUCCCUGCUGAGAAGGCCGUAGGGACAGAGAAGGGUCAUGUCCUGCCUCUGCAGGAGCUGGCCAUGAGGACUCUGCAUCAUACCCACCACGCUUCUCUAAAAGAUCUGGACUUUCUGUCUCCAGUCUCGUUACCCAGAAGUCUCCUGGCGCUGCUGCACUGCCCCUUGGGGCGCUGUCACCGGUGCAGCGAGCCCAUGUUUAUGAUUGUCUACCCCAAGCUCUUUCCCUUGAGAGAGACGCCAAUGGCAGGGCUGCACCAGGGGAGGACAACUGUGAGUUUUGUGGCUUACUGCUGCUCCACCCAGUGUCUGCAGACUUUUGACCUACUGAGUUGAUAAACACUCAAGAGCCUCAGGAGUGGUGCCAGCUUGACACUGCAGUUGCCUGCAUAUCGCACACGGUGCGGCCAAAGGGGUGGAGAGUCCAGCCAGCCCAGCAGCCCUUGCGCCCUGCCACACUCGGAGACUACAGGACUCUGGAAACGUCACAAUCGAGCUUCAGAACUGAAAUGCCUUCCCCCAAGUUGGAAUAUAUCCUCCCCCAAAUU